Molecule: messenger RNA, 1188 nt
Organism: Penicillium verhagenii
Lineage: Eukaryota; Fungi; Ascomycota; Eurotiomycetes; Eurotiales; Aspergillaceae
Exons: 1
Coding region: 1-1188 (395 amino acids)
Source: RefSeq, a predicted model, not a curated record
AUGCCGUUAAACGUUGAGCCUCAGGAGUAUUUCGACGGACUCGGUGAUGAGUCCGGUCGCGACCAGAUGUGCCUCCCCACCGCCAUUCGAGCCCUCAACACCCUUAUGGCAAACGGGUUCAUGGUUGUGGAGUACGGCAACCAAAUUCUUUUUCGCCACGGCGAUAGAAAGUUCUGUGAAGUGAGUAAGCUAAUAUCUGAGAUUGAAAGCUAUCAUCAACUAAAUAUGGACCAGAACCCAGAGUGGUUACUCCGUGACGAGGAUGUCAUCAGGGCAUCAGAACUUCUUGCCCGGGAUUAUCCUCGGGUUCGUCCUAAUGAACGGCCCUGGGUGGGCUACUGGGACUCCCGCGCCCGCUGCCACUCCAUUGAGAUGCCGGAGCUAGGACUGAAUUUCGGUGUGAUUUACCUGCUGCCCAUGUCGACCGUUCGUCUCCACGUCAAUGAUACAGUCCGGGUCGCGUCUACUCUGAACAAAUUUCAUACCAUCCACAGCCCCGAGCCUGUUGCAUACAUUGCUUCUCUGAUUCAAGAGCUACUAACUCUUAGAGUCGCCGACAUGGGGCGGUUCCGCGUGCAAUCAGAUCUCCUGCACUUCAUCUGCUUCCGGGUUCUGAGAAUCCCGCCAUCUCCUGGUCCUGGUAUUGUUCAACGCAGCGCUGAACAGCGCAAGAAGAUGACUGCGAUGGCCUUCGCGACGAACCGGUGGCCAUGGCGAAAAAUGGAUCCCACCGUCCGUCAAAUCGCCAAGAAAAUUAUCGGUGAGCCUCAGUAUGUCUGGGAUUUGGCACCCUCCCCUCCUGGGCCGCCUGUCAUGUUAGGCCCGCCCAACCACUACCCCAGCUUUGGCUCUUUCGCCGGGCCAGUCCCGCCUACAAUGCCCUAUUUUCCUGCGUCAGUUAUCGGCCCCGGCCCGGUCCCCCGCGUCUUACUGUCAGCUCCGCCUCCUUCUCGCCUGGCUCAGCCUGUCCCGCCUGCGGUGGCUGCCUCUUUCGGUGCAAUUAACUACAUGGCCCCUCCCCCGUUUAACCAGUUUGCUACGACUCCUCAGCAGACUCUGCACACAGCUCCUGUGGGACCUGCCUCCGUCGGCCCGGCCCCCAGCCCCGGCCAGUUCGCAUCGCCCGCUCCAGCUGCUCAGUCGUCGAGCUCGCGCGCCAUGCCCGCUCCUCCCUCGCCUCCCGCAUAA